Messenger RNA from Pieris macdunnoughi, 1644 nucleotides. Lineage: Eukaryota; Metazoa; Arthropoda; Insecta; Lepidoptera; Pieridae. The record is from the annotation of a GenBank genome assembly.
AUGGCAUCAACGGGCAGUACACCGUUUCCUAAAUGGCAACUGGCCAUUCUUCUCGGUGCCCCUCUGGCUAUCGGCUUAGGUUAUCUUUAUUUGAGAAACAGGUUUGAAGAUCCAGAGAAAAAGAAGGAAGCUGAACUAAAAGCCAAGACAACUAUUUCGUUAGACAAUGAAGAAAACGCGAAAGUUUCUGAAAGUGCUAUUGACCGUGCAAUGAUAUUAAAGGGUGCCGGAAAUCGCGCUUUUCAUGGAGCAGAGUACGAUAAAGCAAUCACCUUAUAUAAUGAAGCAAUCGAGGCUUGUCCUCCUGACCGUACCGAAGACUUGGCUACAUUUUACCAGAACCGUUCUGCUUGCUAUGAAAAGAGAGAAAUGUGGGAUCAAGUGAAGGAAGAUUGUACAUUUGCAUUGAAACUUAAUGAAAAGUAUGUAAAAGCCUAUCUGCGCAGAUCCCGUGCAGCUGAAAAAAGUGGUGACCUGGUUCUUGCAUUAGAGGAUGUAACUUCAGCUUGCAUAUUAGAACGCUUUCAAGUUCAGAGCUCAUUAGUGAACGCUGAUCGUAUCUUAAAAGCUCUAGGAAGACAACACGCCAGAGAAGCUCUUUCCAAACGACAACCUGUUAUGCCCUCUAAGCAUUUCAUCAAAACUUACUUCUCAGCCUUUUUAGAGGACCCUAUUACAAAAAUUCACAUUGAUGAUAAAGAAACUAGUGGGUUUGCAAAAGCCAAGCGGGCACUUGACUCUCAAGACUAUGAAGCCAUUGUUGAUGCCUGCUCUGAAGAGCUAGUUUCAGAAGGUCACUACAAAUAUGAAGCUCUAUUGUUGAGAGCUACAUUUUAUCUACUCCUUGGUAGGCAUGAGGAAGCCCAAGUUGAUUUGGGUAAGGUAAUUGAAAGUGAUGCUUCUACAAAAGUGAAAGUGAAUGCGCUUAUCAAACGUGCCUCUCUUUACACACAAUUGGAAAAUACUGAGAAGUGCCUUGAAGAUUUUGCCAAUGCAGCGCAGUUGGAUGCAGGCAAUUCUGACAUAUAUCAUCACAGAGGACAAGUAUAUUUAUUAUUAGAGCGAAUGGAUGAAGCUACUUCAGAAUUUGCAAAGGCAGUAGAACUUAAUUCUGAUUUCUCUAUUGCUUAUAUUCAAAAAUGCUAUGCUGAUUAUAGACAUGCUCAAUUUCAUAAGAACAUUGGGGCUUUAACACAAGUACGAGCUGAUUUUGAACAUGCAUUGGAAAGAUUUCCUAGGUGUGCUGAGGCAUACAUCUUGUAUGCUCAAGUAUUAUCUGAUCAGCAGGAAUGGGGAAGGGCUGAAGCUUUGUUUGAUUCUGCAUUAGCUGUAGAUCCGAACAAUGCUACCCUUUAUGUCCACAAGGGUCUAGUUCAGCUGCAGAAGAAUACAGAUUUUGACAAAGCUGUCAAAUUAAUUAACAAAGCUAUAGAGAUGGAUGAUAAAUGUGACUUUGCAUAUGAAACUUUGGGAACUAUAGAAGUACAAAGAGGAAACUUACGCAGGUCGUUGGAACUGUUUGAAAAAGCAAUUGCUUUGGCUAAAACAGAAUUGGAAAUGACACAUCUAUUCAGUCUCAAAGAUGCUGCUGCUGCACAAUUAAAGGUAUCACAACGUUGGGGUCUCGAUUGGACUGUGAGCUAG